CGAAAUAAAUACCCCUAUUCUUUUUCUAGACACAAAAAUAGGGAUUUUACGAUUCGAUUUUUGUCUUCAAUCUAGUUUGUUAAUUAAUGGCUUCUUGGAAUUCCGUUCCACUGGAAGUGUUGUAUAAUGUUUUGGGAUGGAUUGCGUUUGUGUCAUGGUCUAUUAGCUUUUAUCCUCAGGUCAUUUUGAAUUUUCGUCGGAAAAGUGUGGUGGGAUUGAAUUUUGAUUUCGUGGUGUUGAAUUUGACAAAGCACUCGUCUUAUCUCAUCUACAAUGCUUCCAUGUUCUUCAGUUGUGCUGUUCAAAGGCAAUAUCAUAAUCGAUAUGGCAAAAAUGAGAUGAUACCUGUAGCUGCCAAUGAUGUGGCUUUCUCUACUCAUGCUCUUCUUUUAACAGCCUUUACCUUGUUUCAGAUCUCUAUCUAUGAUUACAUCUCUUUUCAGCGUGGAAAUCAGAAGGUAUCGAAAAUUGCUAUAGCAAUUGUUUCUGUUGCUUGGUUAAGUGUUGCAGUUUGUGUGUUUGUGGCUAUCCCUAAGCAUUCCUGGCUAUGGCUAGUGUCCUGUUUCAACGGAUUGCAGGUUGCUAUGACAGUAACCAAGUACAUUCCCCAGGCUGUUAUGAACUUCCGGAGAAAGAGCACCGUUGGUUUUAGUAUUGGUAACAUUUUGCUGGAUUUGUUUGGAGGUUUAACAAAUUACGGGCAGAUGGCAGUGCAAUCUAUAGAUCAACAUUCGUGGGUGAACUUUUAUGGAAACAUCGGCAAGACUUUGUUGUCAUUGGUGUCGAUAUUCUUUGACAUUCUCUUCAUUCUGCAACAUUAUGUGCUAUAUCCUUCAACGAAAGAAGUGGUUUCUCCUAAAUUUGAUGUGGAGGAACCAAGGGACAUUCAGGGACGUUGAUUGUAAAACAGUGGAAUUUGAACUUUCUCAAGUCAUCUUGGUGUACGUAACAGUAUUACUCCAGUCGAAACAUAGUUAAAGAAGAUGUAGUCUAUUAUAUUUUAUAAAUUUAACGUUUGGAGUAUUUCAAAAUCGUAGUUUGUUUAUUGAUAUGCUCUGUCAUUUCUAAAUUCAAGUUUGUAAUUAAUAAUUGAACAUGUUUUUAAGAAUAUUUCAAGUUUAUUAUGAACCAAAUUCAUGAUUC
Solanum lycopersicum (tomato) is the source of this 1143-nucleotide messenger RNA. RefSeq names its product cystinosin homolog. Gene Ontology annotation, molecular function: L-cystine transmembrane transporter activity. Gene Ontology annotation, cellular component: vacuolar membrane. Gene Ontology annotation, biological process: L-cystine transport. The record is from RefSeq and is a predicted model, not a curated record. Lineage: Eukaryota; Viridiplantae; Streptophyta; Magnoliopsida; Solanales; Solanaceae.